Messenger RNA from Diatraea saccharalis (sugarcane borer), 3002 nucleotides. Lineage: Eukaryota; Metazoa; Arthropoda; Insecta; Lepidoptera; Crambidae. The record is from the annotation of a GenBank genome assembly.
CCCCCUCCGACUCCUUCAUCCACGACGAAAGUUUUAGGUUCAAAGUCUGGGUCGAAUAUUAUUUAAUUCAUAGAAUUUAUUUUAGUGUAACUGUAGUAAUAUAUUCAAUAAAAUGUCAAAUUCAAAAAUUCUUGGUGCUUUGAAGCUGUUAAAGUGCCGUAAAGAUGUCCAAUUCUUAUACGGUUUACACAGAAGAAAUUAUGCAGCAGCAGCAAAUCCAGUUUAUACCAAGCGCAAGAUUGUCAAUGGAGUGUAUGUUGUUACUUUGGACAGCCCUAACAAUAAAGUCAAUUCACUUAAUUCUGCUGUUAUGGAAGAAGUCAAUGAUAUCAUAAAUGAAGUCGAUUCGAAUUCAUCCAUUGAAGGUGUAGUCAUUAUCUCAGCUAAACCAGGAUGUUUUAUAGCUGGAGCAGAUAUUUCAAUGCUAGAAAGUUGCAAAACAAAAGAAGAAGUAGUAGAACUGUCUAAAAGAGGGCAGGCCAUAUUUAAACGAAUGGAAUCUUCCAAAAAACCAUACGUAGCAGCAAUUCAAGGUGCAUGUCUAGGUGGUGGCUUGGAAACUGCACUAGCAUGCCGUUACCGAAUUGCAGUUAAAGAUUCAAAAACUGGUUUUGGAUUUCCUGAAGUAAUGUUAGGGCUUCUUCCUGGAGCAGGAGGUACUGUAAGGAUGCCUAUAUUGACAUCUAUACCUACUACUUUGGACCUAGCACUCACUGGAAAAACAGUAAAAGCAGAUAAAGCAAAAAAAUUAGGUAUCGUAGAUCUGCUAGUAUCACCAUUGGGCCCUGGACUUGGACAGCCUGAAGAAAACACAGUCAAAUAUUUAGAAAAAGUAGCUAUUCAGUUAACAAAAGAUAUUUCAUCAGGUAAACUAAAAAUUGACAGAUCUAAAAAAGGAUUAAUUGAAAAAAUUACUGCCACAGUUAUGCAAUGGGACUUUGUUAAAAAUAUUAUCUUUAAUAAAGCAAAGGAACAAGUUAUGAAAGCCUCCAGAGGGUUAUAUCCAGCGCCAUUAAAAAUCUUAGAAGUAGUGAGAACUGGUGUUGAUAAAGGUCCUGCUGCUGGCUAUGAAGCUGAAGCUCAAGCAUUUGGUGAACUAGCUAUGACACCACAGAGUAAAGGUCUAUUUGGACUAUUCAGAGGACAGACUGAAUGUAAGAAAAAUAGAUUUGGCAAAUCACAAGUGGAUGUUAAAACGAUUGGUGUUCUCGGUGCUGGUUUGAUGGGAGCUGGUAUUGUUCAAGUAUCAAUUGAUAAAGGAUAUAAUGUUGUUAUGAAAGAUGCCACAAAUGCUGGACUUUAUAGAGGAGUAGGACAAAUUCAAACUGGUCUAAACAAUGCUGUGAAAAGAAAAAGGAUUUCUGCAUUACAAAGAGACAAAUUCCUUUCAAAUCUACUGCCAACCCUAGAGUAUGCUAAGUUCAAAAAUGUAGACUGCGUUAUUGAAGCUGUUUUUGAGGACAUUAAUAUUAAACAUAAAGUUAUCAAGGAACUUGAAGCUGUAGUACCAAAACACUGUGUUAUUGCUACAAACACUAGUGCUAUUCCAAUUACAAAAAUUGCAGCUGGCAGCAGCCGACCUGACAAAGUUAUUGGUAUGCAUUACUUCUCUCCGGUGGAUAAAAUGCAACUGCUGGAAAUCAUCCGUCAUCCUGGCACCAGUGAUGACACCGCGGCGGCCGCGGUAGCGGUGGGCCUGCGUCAGGGGAAGGUGGUCAUCACCGUGGGUGAUGGGCCUGGCUUCUACACCACACGUAUCCUCUCUACUAUGCUCAGUGAAGCUGUCAGAUUACUCCAAGAAGGCGUUGACCCCAAGGAACUGGACAACAUGACGAAGCAAUUUGGUUUCCCAGUAGGUGCUGCCACACUAGCUGAUGAAGUUGGUAUCGAUGUAGGCUCACAUAUUGCCAAAGACCUCUCAAAAGCAUUUGGAGAUCGCAUCAGUGGAGGUGACUUAAACAUAAUGCAAGAUUUGGUAAAAGCUGGCUUCAUGGGUAGAAAGUCGGGCAAAGGAUUUUAUGUGUAUGAAAAGGGAACUAAAAAUAGGGACGUAAAUCAAGAUGUCAUCAAACUAUUGAAAGAAAGGUACUCUUUAGAACCCCGAGGCGCCAACACAGUAGAGGAUCAGCAAUUAAGAAUGGUGUCCAGAUUCGUCAAUGAAGCAGUAUUAUCAUUGGAAGAGAAAAUUUUACACAAUCCCCUAGAAGGCGACGUUGGCGCCGUAUUUGGCCUUGGUUUUCCACCAUUCACCGGUGGACCUUUCAGAUGGGUGGACCAAUUCGGUGCUGAUAAAUUAGUAAAGAAAAUGGAAGAAUUCCACGGUCUUUAUGGAGCACCAUUCAAGCCUGCCCAGACCUUAAUUGAUAUGGCCAAAGACAAAAGCAAGAAAUUUCACACUAAUUGAUUUGAAUCUUUUACGAUAAUUCACAAUUACAUAUUUUAAUUGUGAAUUUUCUAUUUGUAUUUUAUAUCAUCUGAAUAGUUUAUAUACUAUUGCUAAUUUUAAAAAAUUAGCAAUCCAGCUAUUGUCAAUCCAAGUAAUAAUGUGCUUAUAAAUCAUCGCCAUCUUUCAUUAAUUUCAUUGUCAUUUUACAUGUUAAAAUUAAUUUAUUUACUUGACAUUGGCAAAAUUGUGCGAAAUGCGCAGAUAAGCCAUUAAUUAAAAAAGAAGAAGAAUCCAGUUUUAAUGUUUCUCAAACAUUGUGAUCUGUGUAAAAAUGCAAUGUUUAUUUGUAAAAUUAAAAGAUAGAGCCACGUCUGUCGAAUCAACAUUUUUAUUCAUCUUCAUGUAUACACAUAAAUUACUUAUAUGAGUGAAAGAUCGAAAGAAAUAAAAAAGAUGGCCCAAGUAUGUAUGAAUAUUUUGAAAAUAUAUUGCAUGACAAAAUUUGUGCGAAUGUUAUAAUGUCAUUAUUUAUUAUGUGUAGAUCCGAGAUUAUUCUUAUAUAUAGCUAAUUGAUAACAUGUUGAACGAUUAAUAAAGUAUUUAUUGGUACCAUGUU